UUCCUGCUGAGAACCUAGAUUGCUGUCUGGACUAUAGAAAUAUAACAACAGCUCCCCCAACAAAUAAAAGGUCUCAAUGACCAAAGAACUGGAGAAAUGAGGGCACUGAGAAGAACAGAGAAGGCAGAUUUACCAAGCCACAAACUAGCCGAGAUUCAUGGACAAUACUCUCUUAGAAGAGGGGAAAAUAAACGAGGGAUUGUUGCAAACAACAUUUCUUUAAUAAGCUAAAGAAAGGGGUGAGUUUGUUUGCUUUAAAUAUUGUGAAGGGGGAAGUGGGGCAUUUUUCCAGGUAAUUGAAUAAUUCAACAUGAAGGAAGGAAGAGAUCAUUGCAAAUGAGCCAUGGGUCUUGGAGGAAGGGAGUAAAGACUCCCAAGGAGAAAGAAUAAAGCAAAGAGGAACAAGACCUUGGUCUUGGUUCAGGAAAGGAGGGAGGUAAAGGCUGUCCGUGAAGAUGGAUAAGUUCCGAAUGAUCUUCCAGUUCCUCCAGUCCAAUCAGGAAUCUUUCAUGAAUGGCAUCUGUGGGAUCAUGGCCCUGGCCAGCGCCCAGAUGUACUCCGCCUUUGAUUUCAACUGCCCCUGCUUGCCGAGUUACAACCUGGUGUAUGGCAUGGGCAUCCUGUUUGUGCCCCCCUUGGUCUUGUUCCUCCUGGGCUUUGUGAUGAACAACAAUGUGUCCGUGCUGGCAGAGGAGUGGAAGAGGCCCACGGGCAUGAGGCAAAAGGACCCGGCUGUCCUGCGCUACAUGUUCUGCUCCAUGGCCCAGCGGGCCAUGAUCGCACCCGCUGUCUGGAUCUCUGUGACACUGUUGGACGGGAAAUGCUUCAUGUGUGCGUUCAGCACCUCGGUGCCAGUGGAGAAGCUGGGGAACGGGAGCUUCACGGGCCUGUCGGAGAAGGAGAUGAGGAGGAUACUGGCCCGCAUCCCCUGCAAAGAGAUCUACAGCGGGCAGGAGCUUGUGGCCAGGGAGGUGGCGGUGAGAUACCUGCGCUGCAUCUCACAGGCUCUGGGCUGGUCCUUUGUGUUGCUGAUGACCAUGCUGGCUUUCCUUGUCAGGGCCCUCCGGCCCUGCUUCACUCAAGCUGCCUUCCUGAAGAGCAAGUAUUGGUCCCACUACAUCGACAUUGAGCGCAAGCUGUUCGACGAGACCUGCACAGAGCACGCCAAGACCUUCGCCAAGGUCUGCAUCCAGCAGUUCUUUGAGGCCAUGAACCAGGACAUGGGCCUGGGGCACACCCACUCCCCUGAGGCGGCUCCCUCGGAAGUGGGGGAAGAGAAAGAGAAGCUACUGGGCAUCACAGACCAGGGGACUAUGAACAAGCUCCUGAAAAGCUGGCACAAAUGCAAGCCGCCUCUGUGCCUCCAUCAGGAGGUGUUACAGAACGGGAACGGCUGGGUGGAGGAAAAUCAGCAUCGCAGUCACAUCAGUCUGCCCAAGAGGGAGAUUAUCACCUACUAUAGUAAAGUGUGAGGAUGGGCUACAGGAACAGAGAUCAGGUGUGGCCUUAGAGAUGGCCACCUAGGGCUCCCUUUCCAAGGGGUACCCCAGUAACAUUGGGACCAUUAGGGUCACUCCAGAGAGGCCAGUUCAGAGCACCUCUUCCCCACCUACCUGUCCAUACUCCACGGAGCUGAGCAGAAACAAAAAGACCAUUUGGAGGAGCAGAAGCUGCAUGGGGUGGGCUGUUGAGCUGAGUAGGGAGAAGGGAAAAUGAGCACCAGAUGCCACCUUCAAACAGGCUGGCAUGACAAUCAGGUUUGCAGGAAGGACCCAUGGCAGUGCAGUUUCGCUUCUGGCAUGCCUUGUAUACUCCAGCCUGCAGUUCAUAGGGGGGUUGCCUCUGAGCUGAGCAAUACGGAAUGCCUGGCCCCAGCAUUUAGUUCUGCAGCCAGUAAUUUCAAUUUAGAGUCUAAAUCCACCGUGACAAUGAUUUCUUCCUACAAAGGGCAACUACUGAGCACUUGUCUAUACGGGGAGUUUAAACUGGGCUAAAUGGAGUUAAUGUGGUUUGAAAACGCUUGCAUGCGCACAAUGCAAUUCAUUGUAGUGCACCGACUACACAUUUAUCACAGGACUCUGUAGUCCUCUUUCAAAGCGAACUAACUUUGCAGCGAAGCCAGUUAGUCCAGUCUAUUGUUCAAGUACACGCAAUGCCGCCGUGCACUACUUUGGCAGUCCUCCAACUGCUAUCCCACGCUGCUUUGCUAGCAACCAUUACUGACUUGUCAGCUUACCUGCAUAGCCCCCCCCAGCUCGGGGGUUGAGUUGACCGGACAGCUCCUCCUGUGUACGAGCUGGUGCACAACCAGAUUUUGUCCAUUUGCUCCUGGAUUCCAGUUUAUCACAAUAGCUGCAGUAACACUCCAGAAACCCAACAGCACACCUCCAGCAGCCACUCGGAGUCGUGUCAAGAGCCUGGAUCUCAUCACCCUCUGGGGAGGCGAGACAUGUCAUGGUCAGCCACCAGGACAAAGAUCUUCUAGUGAACAUUGCUAGGCAGAUGUCUGUGAGGGGCCAUGACUGGGACGCCAAACAGUGCCAAAGAAAAAGCAAACAGCUCAAGAACACCCACAUUAAAAUGAGGAACAACAGGGACAAAAUAUCCAAUGAGGGACACGUAACCUGUCCAGUUUUUGAAGAGCUGGAUAAGAUUUUACAUAACCACAUGACCCUGGCCACUUUCUUCCCCAUCUUCCCUCCCUCCCCCUGAGCAUGACCAGCGAGACUCAUAGGAGGAGGAGCCCGGGGAAGAGAUCUCCCUGAAAAUCCAGGAUCUCUUCAGGACUCAGGACCCUAAUACCGCCCAGGUAGAAGGCGAGCCUGAUUCCCGCCCUGCAGCAACCAACCCCAAUUCCUAGGCAGCAACCCAGACUGGAACUGAUCCUACGCAGGGAACCUCGGCAUCACCUGCACUGGCCAGCCCCUCCAGAACAGGGCCCUUCUCAACAGCCGAGUGGCUGGCAAAGCUGAGGGGGAGAAAACGGAAACCUGCGAUGAAAUGUUUGCAGACCUCAGCGGCGUCCCCAGAAAACUGAAACCCACAGGGAGGUGGAGGUUGUAUCUAAAGACUGAAGGGGAAUCCGACAAGGAGCUUUCUGAGGGAGACUGGUGCAGUAGCGAAGGAUGGCGGGACAGUUGCCAGGGAAAGCCUUGCCAUGGCCAGUAUGAGAAAAAAGACAGGGAAAUGCCAAGAUGCCCUGAUGCAGUAGCAUACGUCACUAUCAGGGCAGCAGGCUCUACCAACCAACCCUCAGCCACGUUCUGCAGCCCCCGAAUAACACAGGGUACCUGGAACAACAACUCCUCCCUGCUAUAUCUCCGCAGCACUGCUCCCUGAGCCAUUUCCCUCCCAGACCUGAGC
Chrysemys picta bellii (western painted turtle) is the source of this 3363-nucleotide messenger RNA. Lineage: Eukaryota; Metazoa; Chordata; Testudines; Emydidae. The record is from RefSeq and is a predicted model, not a curated record.